UGGGCCCGCCGCCCUGGCCUGCGCAGGCCCGCGGCCACUCGCUCCUGAGCGCCGGCUCGGGGCUCCACUGCUCUGGCCUGGGGGCGGGGCCGGCGCGCGGCGUCAUGCAUAUGCAUGAGCAGCGCGGCGGCUCCAUUGUGCCCUCGGAGCGGGCGGCGGCGAGAUGGCGCGGACGGUGGCGGCCCCGGGGCGGCGGGCGGCGCUGAGGGCGGGCUGAGCGCAUGGAGCGGCGCGGACCGGGUGCCGCGGCGGCGAGGGGCCGGGCCGGGCCGCUUGGAGCAGCCAGAGCAUCUGAGUCCCACGUAAGCACCAGUGAGGGCUGCUUCCUGCCACCCACAGACCUGGCCUUUAGGCUGCUCCCAAGCCAAUGAACCCCAUGAACCCCAUGAAACCCGCCCUGCCCCCCGCGCCACACAGUGAUGGUCCAUUCGCUUAUGAGGCGGUGCCUUGGCAACAGAGUGCCACUCAGCCAGCAGGAUCGCUGUCCGUGGUCACAACCGUGUGGGGAGUCGGCAACGCGGCGCAGAGCCAGGUUUUGGGGAACCCUAUGGGCCCUGCAGGGAGCCCCCCCGGCAGCUCCAUGAUGCCCGGCAUGGCAGGCGGCAGCUCUGCCCUGAACUCCCCACAGUGCCUGGGACAGCAGGCGUUCGGUGAGGGCAGUGCCAACAAGGGCUACGUGCAGCAAGGGGUGUACGGCCGCGGGGGCUACCCCGGGGGCCCCGGCUUCACCACUGGGUAUGCGGGGGGCCCGGGGGGCCCGGGGAGCCUGGGCCUCCCCUCACACGCCGCACGGCCCUCCACCGACUUUACUCAAGCGGCGGCAGCUGCUGCCGUGGCUGCUGCUGCCGCCACGGCCACAGCCACGGCCACGGCCACCGUGGCCGCCCUCCAGGAGAAGCAGAGCCAGGAGCUGAGCCAGUACGGAGCGGUGAGGCCCCGCAGCUCCUCCUGUGCGGCCCGUAUGGGGGCCGGACAGUCUUUUAACAGCCAGUUCCUGCAGCACGGCGGUCCCCGGGGGCCCAGUGUCCCCAGCAGCAUGAACCCUGCCAGCGUGGGAGGGCUGAUGGGCCCCUCGGGCAUGAACCCCACCCGGGCAGCGGGCCUGGCGCCCCUGUAUGCAGGGCAGCGCCUGCCCCAGCAUGGGUACCCUGGGCCCCCCCAGGCCCAGCCCCUGCCCCGACAGGGCGUCAAGAGAGCUUACUCCAGUGAGGUGUAUCCCGGGCAGCAGUACCUGCCAGGAGGCCAGUACACGCCCGCCGCCACCCAGUACGCGCCUGGCCCCGGGCAGCCCCCCGUCCCGUCCUCCUACCCUGGGCACAGGCUGCCCCUGCAGCAGGGCGCGGGCCCGUCCCUGUCCACCCCCAGCCCUGCGGGACUGCACUACAAGCCCGCAGAGCAGUUCAGCGGGCAGGGUGCCAGCUUCAACGGGGGGAGCGUCAGCUACAGCCAGCCCAGCCUGAGUGGGCCCGCCCGUUCCAUCCCCGGCUACCCCAGCUCCCCACUGCCAGGGAGCCCCACGCCGCCCAUGACCCCCGGCAGCAGCAUCCCCUACAUGUCCACCAGCCAGGAGGUGAAGUCUCCCUUCCUGCCCGACCUCAAGCCCAGCGUGAGCAGCUUGCACCCGUCACCGCCUGGCGGCGGCCCUUGUGACGAGCUGCGGCUGACCUUCCCCGUGCGGGAUGGGGUGGUCCUGGAGCCCUUCCGCCUGCAGCACAACCUGGCCGUGAGCAAUCACGCCUUCCAGCUCCGUGACUCCGUCUACAAGACCCUGAUGCUGAGGCCUGACCUGGAGCUGCAGUUCAAGUGCUACCACCACGAGGACCGGCAGAUGAACACCAACUGGCCGGCCUCGGUGCAGGUCAGCGUCAACGCCACCCCACUCACCAUCGAGCGCGGUGACAACAAGACCUCCCACAAGCCCCUCUACCUGAAGCACGUGUGCCAGCCGGGCCGCAACACCAUCCAGAUCACCGUCACGGCCUGCUGCUGUUCCCACCUCUUCGUGCUGCAGCUGGUGCACCGGCCAUCCGUCCGCUCGGUGCUGCAGGGUCUCCUCAAGAAGCGCCUCCUGCCUGCCGAGCACUGCAUCACCAAGAUAAAGCGGAACUUCAGCAGCGGCACCAUCCCUGGCACCCCUGGGCCCAACGGAGAGGACGGGGUGGAGCAGACGGCCAUCAAGGUGUCUCUCAAGUGCCCCAUCACCUUCCGCAGGAUCCAGCUCCCUGCCCGAGGCCACGACUGCCGCCACAUUCAGUGCUUCGACUUGGAGUCCUAUUUACAGCUCAACUGUGAGCGAGGGACCUGGAGGUGCCCCGUGUGCAACAAGACGGCAUUGCUGGAGGGCUUGGAGGUGGACCAGUACAUGCUGGGCAUCCUCAUUUACAUUCAGAACUCUGACUACGAGGAGAUCACCAUCGACCCCACGUGCAGCUGGAAGCCAGUGCCUGUGAAGCCUGACGUGCACGUCAAGGAGGAGCCGGACGGGCCGGUGCUGAAGCGCUGCCGCACCGUGAGCCCCGCCCACGUGCUCAUGCCCAGCGUGAUGGAGAUGAUCGCUGCCCUGGGCCCUGGGGCCGCGCCCUUCGCCCCCCUCCAGCCCCCCUCAGCCCCGGCUGCCGGCGAUUACCCCAGCCAGGGUUCCAGCUUCCUGGGACCCGGGACGUUCCCCGACUCCUUCCCGCCCACCACGCCGACCCUUACUGAGUUCACCCCGGGGCCACCCCCUGUCUCCUAUCAAUCCGACAUUCCCAGUAGCCUCCUGACACCGGAGAAAUCUGCCCCCUGCCUCCCAGGCCAGAUGGCGCCAGCGGGUCACCUGGACCCGGCGCAUAACCCUGGGCCUCCGGGGCUGCACGCCCCCAACCUUGGAGGCCCCCCAGGGCCCCAGCUGCACCAUCCAAACCCUCCCCCGGCAUCCCGGCAGCCCCGGGGCCCGGUGAAUUCGGGUCCCAUCGGUGAGCUGGCCUUCAGUGCUGCCACAGGCAUGAUGGGGCCCCCCGUGUCUGGGGCAGGGGAGGCCCCGGAACCGGCCCUGGACCUGCUCCCAGAACUGACUAACCCUGACGAGCUGCUGUCCUACCUGGGCCCACCCGACCUCCCCACAAACAGCAAUGACGACCUGCUCUCUCUCUUCGAGAACAACUGAUCCUGUCGACCACCUGGCCGACGGGGACAUGCCCACAGAUGUCACACACCCUCCUCUCCAGCCCGGCCACCCCUGACACCAGCGGCCCUCCCCACACGUACACCUGGAGCCGGGACGCGCCCCGACGCCUGGCCCUGGAGGCUGGAGGCGGCCCUGCACUGGCUGGGAGGGGACCCCUGGGCGGUGGUGCUCGCUGGCCCAGUUUGCAGCUGCAGAACUGUUUUUGAUGAGAUUCCCCAGCCCCGCCCUUGUCCCUGCCCUGGCCCCAUCCGCACCCCACCCAUGCUUGUCCAGCCCUGCCUGGUUCAUGCACACCUGCCGCCCUGGCCCCUCAGCCUCGCCCCAGGCCCCCUGACCCCUGCCUGCUCUCACCGGCCUGCAUCUUGUCCAGCGUUGACCUUUUUACUUCAAUGACCCCUUGGCCCUGGGCCGGUGAGGACCGGGGCCCCGUCUCACCCAGCCUCCUGUGGCAGGGGCUGGGGGGGGGGUCCCUCCUCCUGCCCGAGGCUUCAGGCUGACGCUGGGGGUGGGGCCUCUACAGCACAACAGUGUACGUAGCGUAGAAACCCUGACAGAUGGAGGGUGGCUGGGCCUCUGUGCAGCCGGCGGCUCCUGCCCUUGCCCCGUGCAGGCAGGGAGGGUGGGCGGCAGCGAGCUCCCUCCCGCUGGAGGCGGGGCUCGGACUCAGCUCCCCGUACAGAUUCUUCAGCAGGCGGCUCCCCCGAGUUCCCCUUCUCUGUGAAAGUGAAGAAUUGGUCUCGCUGUGUUUUUUAAAACCACACCUCUCCCAUGUCCACCCUGGGGCCACGCCAGGUGGGGGAGGAGGAGCUGUGCAGGGCCGAGCUGUGUCCCCUGUCUGCCCGUCUCUAUUAAAGGACUCCCUCGUGGUGGA
Balaenoptera acutorostrata (minke whale) is the source of this 4037-nucleotide messenger RNA. It is a transcript of the gene ZMIZ2, whose product is annotated as zinc finger MIZ-type containing 2. Gene Ontology annotation, biological process: regulation of transcription by RNA polymerase II; protein sumoylation. Gene Ontology annotation, molecular function: SUMO ligase activity; zinc ion binding. Lineage: Eukaryota; Metazoa; Chordata; Mammalia; Artiodactyla; Balaenopteridae. The record is from RefSeq and is a predicted model, not a curated record. Bases 368 to 3145 code for a protein of 925 amino acids. The transcript has 19 exons.